AUCGGAGUAUAAACACCAGGUGGUGUCCCGUAAUCCCGUUUCCCCCUCCCCCCCCGCCCCCGAGAAGGACGAAUAGAUCUCGUCGGGCCGAAGGUGCAGAGAGGAGAAAAGGGAAGGAGGCGAAGGAAGGGGAGGGCUGUGAACGUGGACGACGUCAAAGGGGGUCGUUUCCGCGUUGCCACCACCGUGAUUGCUCAGGGCACGCGUUCGCGGUGUUCGCAUAUGCCAGUUCGCAGCAGCAGCAGCAGCAGCAGCAGCUUCGGCGGCCGGCAGCGUGAGCAGCGGAUCUGUGCGCGCAAGCGUGACACGGGAUUUACAGCAUGGCGGAGCGCAGGAAAAACAGGAAGCGCAAAGACGAAGUAGGCUGCUUGGAUCCUAAGGUCGCCCAGGACAAACCGUCCAAGGAGGAAUACGCGGUGGCCAAGUGGAUCCGCAGUAAUGUACCGUCGAAGAAGACCAAGUUCGAUAGGACUCACAAUGUCGAGUAUUUCACUGGGUCGCGCGCGAUCGAUGCCCUGCUGGAAAAUUCACCCUGGAGCACGGUGUUCGAGAGCCGCGAGCAGGUCUCCCAAUUCUUGGACCUGAUGCUAAGGCACAAGUUCUUUCACAGAGCCAAGAAGGUGGUGAUCUCGGAGGAGGAGCUCAACAAAAUGCGGGGGAUUAAGAAGAAGACUAAGGAUACGAAGGAGGAGAAGAAAGCCACGGACAAGGAGGACUCCAAGGAGAGCAAAGAAACGGCUGUGGUGAAGGAGAAGGAAGAGAAGGGCGAGGAGAAAAUCGACGAACGGAAGGAGCAUAAGAAGAAGCCAAAAGUAAGACUAGAAAUGCACAUGGAACAGUACUUUGUGGAUUGUAAUGACGCGUAUGUGUGGAUAUACGAGCCGAUUCCUGUGUAUUAUUGGUUCUUCGGUACGCUUGUAGUCUUAGGUGCAAUAGGAGUCUGUCUCUUCCCGCUGUGGCCCCUGACCAUUCGUCAUGGAGUUUACUAUCUAAGUGUCGCCGCUGCGGGAUUUCUCGUAUUUAUAUUAGCCCUGGCUAUCAUUAGAAUGAUCGUAUUCUGUCUUCUGUGGGUACCCACGCUGGGUAGAUGUCACCUGUGGCUGCUACCUAACCUGACAGCCGACGUUGGCUUCUUCGCGUCCUUCUGGCCAUUGUAUCAGUACGAAUAUUACGGCCCCACGUCGGACGGCGAUAAGAAGAGCAACAAAAAGAAACGAAGGAAAGAGAAGGAUUCCGACUCCGAGGACGCGCCAUUAGUUCAAGAAGAGAAAGAACCUGUAACGACGGAAGCGUCUAACGAGGAGUUAUCCUUGCCCAGCGAAGAGAGGAAAACGUCGUCGGAUUCGGCCGAGGGGGAGGACGGCAGCGAGGAAGGUUCGGAGAGCGAAAAAUCUAACACGAGUCGAGAGUUCGUUAUGGUUUAAAACGUGAGAGCAGUAGAUAGCUUCAUGUUUGUUGGGACAAACAGCUGUAUUAAUUGUCGCAUUAAUCAUCACCGAAACCGAUAUAUGCUUGCGGUGAGUUAAUCCGAAGUGUCGAAUUCGACGCACGAAUAUCUAAGGAACCGACCGUAGCAGAUUCUCCACAUUUCUUGCAUUUAAGAGGUACGAUCAUGAACGAGUGGGGGGGAAAAAAAAAAUCGCUUGUGACUUUUUUUGCAUGGAGAGAAUUUCCCGUUUAAACUGGCGUGAAUGUAAUAAAGUACUGUCUCUGAAAAGCAUAAGCGUGAUAUAAGGCACAUAUUUUAUUCUAUAUAUACAUAUAGAUAUAUAAAACAUAUGUGUGUAAAAUGAAGAAAUCGUAUUAGGCGUAAUUUCGUUAUCAGUUUCCGUUGAAUAAAUUGUGGGUAACAGUUCAAAGUCUUCAAUCUCUCUCAAUGCGAUCAAUGUCUACCGACAAUGUAGUUAAUUAAUUACGCACCGAGAGUUCUCUCCGCGUUAGAUGUAAAUCUUCGAGAAAUCUAAGGAGAACUAAUUUAGCUGGAAGAGAAGGAAUCUUUACGGGUAACAGAACUUGACGUUUUCUUCGUUGUUCGGCGAUUUAGCGCGAGUUCCUUUUUUAGCAGAGAAAUUAGGCCCGAUUUUACAGACGAAUAUAUAUUCCGGGUUUAAUACAGAUAAUUUAUAUUUUUAUGCGAAAUUUCCAAUAAUAAUUAUUGUUAUUAUUACUAUUAUUAUUAUAUUAUUACUUUUACGAUUAUCAUUAUAUCAGGAUCUGAUCUCGAGUCAGGUCUUGUUGGAAUCCCGCUCGUGGAUUUAUCUAUAUGGAAAUAAAAAUAAAAUAAAGCGUUAUAUAUCUA
Molecule: messenger RNA, 2299 nt
Organism: Wasmannia auropunctata (little fire ant)
Lineage: Eukaryota; Metazoa; Arthropoda; Insecta; Hymenoptera; Formicidae
Gene: Trp1
Product: translocation protein SEC62
Exons: 5
Coding region: 321-1424 (367 amino acids)
Biological process (GO): post-translational protein targeting to membrane, translocation
Cellular component (GO): endoplasmic reticulum; endoplasmic reticulum membrane
Source: RefSeq, a predicted model, not a curated record